This is a messenger RNA of Durusdinium trenchii, 688 nucleotides long. Lineage: Eukaryota; Dinophyceae; Suessiales; Symbiodiniaceae. The record is from the annotation of a GenBank genome assembly.
AUGGCAGAAUACCAUGCUGUGGUGAUUCACGAAUGGACCGACUUCUCUGUGAAAUUGGGCGGCUCUGAAGUUCACAUUAUCCAUGCCUCUUUUCAGGCCCUCGAGGAUCCCAAGAAAAGAGUUGAUGUGGCUGGAAGGUUCCAGGAUGAUCUGCAUAAGAGGGGCUUUGUGUGGCUGAGCACCCACAGCUUGCCAGAUCCUGCUCGUGGCAAAUGGAAGAGGCUUCUGGUGAUUUACCGUGGUGACAAUGAGUACAAGACAUCUUCCGCGUUUUGGGGUGCUACAAGCGCAGCGCUGAUGAACCUUACCGCAGUGGCCACACCCUCAGUGGCUGCGCUGGCAUUGGGAUCAGCAAUUCUUGACAUGCCAGUGGUGGACCUUUUGAAAAUCCCAGCACUGGUCGUGCCACUGCUGUCCAUGAGUGUGACCGCAUAUAAAUGGAGUCGCGACUCGAGUUGCGACUCGAGUGUGCCCCUUUUCCUGGACAACGAGUGUGUGAUCUGCCUUUGCGACCUUGGAGUUUCAAAUGCUGAGAUUCUCCCUUGUGGACAUGCUUUUCACUACACUUGCAUCCAAAGCUGGCUUGCGCUUGGGGGCAGUUGUGCUAUAUGCCGCCAGGAGCCAUGUUGUGAUUCAUGGAUCAGAGAGGCGGACAGCGCUCUGACUGGGCUGUUCUCGCAUGAGUUCG